AUGUCAGGAAUUAGAACUGUCUCUUCAUCUUCCGGGAAUGUUAAAAGUUAUGACUCGAUAAUGAAAAUUCUACUCGUGGGUGACUCUGGUGUGGGUAAAUCGUGCUUGCUAGUGCGAUUUGUGGAGGACAAAUUCAGUCCUUCUUUCAUCACGACGAUUGGAAUUGAUUUCAAGAUCAAGACCGUGGACAUAAAUGGUAAAAAGGUAAAACUACAACUGUGGGACACUGCUGGCCAAGAACGUUUCAGAACGAUCACUACAGCUUAUUAUCGCGGUGCAAUGGGCAUAAUACUGGUGUACGAUGUGACUGACGAACGCACGUUUGCCAACAUCAAGCAGUGGUUCAGCACGGUCAACCAGCAUGCCAAUGAGGAGGCCCAGCUGUUGCUCGUGGGUAACAAGAGCGACAUGGACUCCCGUGCUGUGACCACCGAACAGGGCGACAGUUUGGCCAAGGAGUUGGGUAUUCCGUUCGUCGAGGCCAGUGCAAAAGACGACACCAACGUGAACGACAUUUUUUUCCUGCUUGCCAAGUUAAUUCAGGAGAAAAUCGACAGCGAAAAGCUCGUGGGAAAUGCGGGUCGCGACGGUAACGUUAACAUCGGGUCUUCCGGCCAAGGAUCCAAAUCCGGCUGUUGCUAG
Molecule: messenger RNA, 642 nt
Organism: Lachancea lanzarotensis
Lineage: Eukaryota; Fungi; Ascomycota; Saccharomycetes; Saccharomycetales; Saccharomycetaceae
Gene: SEC4
Product: LALA0S08e04412g1_1
Exons: 1
Coding region: 1-642 (213 amino acids)
Biological process (GO): regulation of exocytosis; protein secretion; protein localization to plasma membrane
Cellular component (GO): plasma membrane; endosome
Molecular function (GO): GTP binding; GTPase activity
Source: RefSeq, a predicted model, not a curated record